Scatophagus argus is the source of this 6463-nucleotide messenger RNA. RefSeq names its product kinesin family member 5A, a (gene kif5aa). Gene Ontology annotation, biological process: microtubule-based movement. The record is from RefSeq and is a predicted model, not a curated record. The transcript has 29 exons. Lineage: Eukaryota; Metazoa; Chordata; Actinopteri; Scatophagidae. Gene Ontology annotation, molecular function: ATP binding; microtubule motor activity; microtubule binding. Bases 512 to 3643 code for a protein of 1043 amino acids.
GCCCGCCGACAGAGGGUGCUGUGGCGAGCAAAGCUGACCGAUCAGCAGCAGCUUUUCCUCACUGCCCUUCCAGCAGCAUCUCACCUUCAACCGGCCAGACACACAACCACCGCCGCACCCGAAAAGACAAAUAAGGACCAGGCAGGAGAGACAGACGGCGUCAAAUCAACCAACGAGGGGAACCGAGCAACAUCAGACUAGUUUGUUUUAAUGAUGUAGGCUAUCGUUUUGCGGUUUUACAUCUAAUUUAGCCCGCCUCACUGCGACAAGAAAACGCCAUCCAGCUGCGUAUAAAUAAACCCAUCAGGAUAAACCGUGCAGCCUGUCCGCCGUCCUCAGAGUCCUCUCGACAAAGAAGGACGAAUCACUGCGCACACCUCGUCGUUUAUUUUGACGGUCACAUCAGGCCCCGAUCGGCGACUGGUCACCUCCAGGCUUAGCAGCAUCUCUCCUCUCAACAGAAAGCAGCAUCCUUCCUCCUCCUCCUCCUCCUCCUCCCUGAAUCUGCGCAAUGGCCGAUGUCCCAGCUGAGUGCAACAUAAAAGUGCUGUGUCGCUUUCGCCCUCUGAACCAGUCGGAGAUUAUACGCGGGGACCAGUUUCUCCCCAAAUUCCAAGGAGACGACACCGUCGUUGUCGGGGGGAAGUCCUACUCAUUUGAUCGAGUGUUUCCGACCAACACCACCCAAGAGCAGGUUUACAGUGCCUCUGCCAAGCAGAUUGUCAGAGAUGUUCUGUACGGAUACAAUGGCACUAUCUUUGCAUAUGGACAAACCUCCUCUGGGAAGACUCACACCAUGGAGGGCAAGCUGCAUGACCCUCACCAGAUGGGCAUCAUUCCUCGCAUUGCAGAGGACAUUUUCAACCACAUCUUUGCCAUGGACGAAAACCUUGAAUUCCACAUCAAGGUUUCAUACUUUGAGAUCUACAUGGAUAAAAUCCGCGACCUUCUGGAUGUGACAAAGACCAACCUUUCUGUCCACGAGGAUAAGAAUAGGGUGCCAUAUGUCAAGGGAUGCACAGAGCGUUUUGUCUCCAGCCCAGAUGAGGUUAUGGAUGUUAUCGACGAGGGCAAAGCUAACCGCCAUGUUGCCGUGACCAACAUGAAUGAGCACAGUUCUCGCAGCCACAGCAUCUUUCUGAUCAACAUCAAGCAGGAGCAUGUGGAGACUGAGCAGAAACUGUGUGGAAAACUGUACCUGGUGGAUCUGGCUGGCAGCGAGAAGGUCAGUAAGACCGGAGCUGCAGGAGCUGUCCUGGAUGAGGCUAAAAACAUCAACAAGUCUCUUUCUGCUCUGGGAAAUGUCAUCUCUGCCUUGGCUGAGGGCACGAAAACUCAUGUGCCGUACCGUGACAGCAAAAUGACCCGCAUCCUGCAGGACUCUCUCGGCGGGAACUGUCGCACCACCAUGUUCAUCUGCUGCUCUCCGUCCAGCUACAAUGACGCUGAGACCAAGUCGACUCUGAUGUUCGGACAACGUGCCAAGACCAUUAGGAACACCGCCUCCAUCAAUCUGGAGCUGACGGCAGAGCAGUGGAAGAGGAAGUUUGAGAAGGAGAAGGAGAAGAACAAGUCUCUGAAGGACACCAUUCAGAAGCUGGAGACUGAGCUCAACCGCUGGAGAAAUGGAGAGAACGUGCCUGAGACCGAGCGCACCACAUCUGACGUGGUGACCCGUUUCGAGUCAGUGGAGGAGCGCCCCAUUUUGGACAACGACAACUCCUCCAUUGUGGUUCGCAUUUCUGAGGAGGAGCGUCAGAAGUACGAGGAGGAGAUCCGCAAGCUGUACAAGCAGCUGGAUGACAAGGAUGACGAGAUCAACCUGCAGUGCCAGUUGGUGGAGAAGCUGAAGCAGCAGAUGCUGGACCAGGAUGAGCUCCUAGCCUCGUCCAAGGGGGAUGGGGACAAAGUCCAGGCUGAGCUCUGCAGGCUGCAGGUGGAGAGCGACUGUGCCAAGGCUGAGGUUAAGGAGGUGCUGCAGGCUCUGGAGGAGCUGGCCAUCAACUAUGACCAGAAGAGCCAGGAGGUGGAGGAGAAAGGCCUGCAGAACCAGCUGCUGGCUGACCAACUGUCCCAGAAAAUGGCCAGUCUGAUGGAGCUGGAGGCAGAGCUGUCUCGUAUGCAGGAAGUGAGCGGUCAGCAGAGGAAACGCAUUGCUGAUGUCCUCAAUGGUCUGAUGAGGGAUCUCAGUGAGUUCAGCACCAUCGUGGGCAACGGGGAGAUCAAGCUGCCCGUAGAGAUUAGUGGCGCAAUUGAGGAGGAGUUCACGGUUGCUCGCCUCUACAUCAGCAAGAUCAAGUCGGAGGUGAAGAGCAUGGUGAAGCGCUGCCGCCAGCUGGAGAACAUGCAGCUUGAGUGCCACCGCAAGAUGGAGGAGACCGGGAGGGAGCUCUCCUCCUGCCAGCUCCUCAUCUCUCAGCAUGAAGCUAAGAUCCGCUCUCUUACGGAGUACAUGCAAAGUGUGGAGCAGAAGAAGAGGCAGCUGGAGGAGAGCCACGACUCGCUGAGCGAAGAGCUGGCCAAGCUGCAAGACCAGGAUAACUCUCUGCAGGAGGACAAGGAGGGAGAGAAGGGUGAGACUGAGGAUGGAAAUGUGAAGAAGACCAUUCGUCAGCAGGGCGAGUCCCACCGUGGCCUCCAUCACAAGCAGCUGGCCCGCCUCCGGGAUGAGAUCAAUGAGAAGCAGAGGAUCAUUGACGAGCUCACUGAUCGUAACUCCAAGCUGGAGCUGGAGCUUGCUCAGGUUCGUGCUGACUUUGAACGCCUGAAGAGUCAGGACAGCACCAAGAGCGAGCGCCUGGAAGAGCUCUCAUUCCUGCAUGAGCGCCAUGAGCAGACUAAACAGGACUUGAAGGGUCUGGAGGAGACUGUCGCCCGCGAACUCCAGACCCUCCACAACCUGCGCAAGCUGUUCGUUCAAGACCUCACGUCGCGGGUUAAAAAAAGUUCCGAAAUGGAACCUGAUGAUAGCGGAGGGUCUUGCACCCAGAAGCAGAAGAUUUCCUUUCUUGAGAAUAACCUGGACCAACUUACAAAGGUUCACAAACAGCUGGUUCGUGACAAUGCAGAUCUGCGUUGUGAGCUUCCAAAGUUGGAGAAACGUCUUCGGUCUACUGCUGAGAGAGUUAAGGCCCUGGAGACUGCACUGAGGGAUGCCAAGGAGGGCGCCAUGAUGGACCGCCGGCGCUACCAGCAAGAGGUCGACCGUAUCAAGGAUGCCAUGAGGGCAAAGAAUGCCAUGAGGCGCCCCCACGCAGCACAGAUCGCCAAGCCAGUGAGACCGAAGCAUCUGUCUGUCUGCUCUCCCACCAACCCGUUCUACACUUACAUCCGCGCCACUGAACACGCCAACACCUACAGCAACGCCCUUUUCCAGGGCAACGUCACGCAGCCGAAAUCCGCCAGCCUCAACUGCAACCCAAACUCUGUCCAAAGCAACACAAUUUCCACAGCACUGGGCUACAGAGCAGGCAGAUAUAAUGGAGACAUACUGGAAUCCUACCCACUCAACAUUGACAACGGUAACAGCAUCAGUGAAACAAGAGACAUCAAUGACAACAGCAGGAGUGAUGUUCACUGUGGCAGCGAGAUGGAUGAUUCAAACAGGCACUACAUCAUUCAGCAGGAGACCGCUGCAAGUUAAUGCCAUGAAGAUGACCAAAUACUGUACCCGUCCAAGGACCCUCCUCCUCCCAUGUGCAUGCAGCCUGUCUCCCCAUUCCUCCACUGCAUCACUGAUGAAGAUCUGUAGCCCCUGUAGUCUUCAAACUAGAUGAAGCCCCUCCUGCUCCUAUGGUGACCACUCUCACCCUCAGGGUUGGGGUCCAGUGUCUCCCAGUUCAGCCAGUCCAGGAAGUAAAUUAAAUCAGAAUUGUUUGUUUUCUUUUAAAUACACAAUGUUCUCUUUUCAACUCAUCGAUCCUUCAGCCAAUCACUUUGUCACCGGACAUUGCUGAUGCUGAUUACCUUCUGAGAUGGGUGAACUGAACCUGGACCCCAUCCCUGAAUACCUAGUACACACACUUUGUAAAUAUUAGUGCUGUAUACUCCAGUAGAGGUUUUUGACCAGCAACUGUUUGUGUGAAUGUACAGGCUCCACCGUCCCCUGCACAUUUCUCCUUAAGGGCAUCAUGUGGAUGACAUACUGUAGGCAGACAUGACCUUUUUCUCUGUCAUAAAUAAGAGUAUAGUGUGUAAUGCCAGCUUGUAACGGAAGACCCACACUCUGCAUGCAUGUCGCUUAGCCGGUUUAGCUUUCAAAACUUUGCAUGUGAUUCCAGUCAGAGCUGGUAUGCUACGAGUGAAGCGUCUGAUCGACUUCGACAGAUGUCUCACACACACACACACACACACACACAGAGCUGGUUUCCCUUAAUCCUGAUCCAGGUAUCAGUGCUCUAGAUUUUAGAAGAUAGGGGACAUAAGACCUAACAUGCAUCAAGGGAACCCAGCUCAGACUUGCAAUCUGUAUCAAGGAAAAACUUGUGUAAUUGCUUUGAUACUGUGAUGUUGCAGCUCUAUGAUGCCAUUGUACCUUUCAGGUAAUGGUGCCCACUUUCCUUUAACAUGGCUUCUUCCCUACAUUGCAUCCACAUCUUGUUGUCUUCAUAGCAAGCCUUAACAAGAGCUGAUUUCUCAUGGUCAGUCUAAUAGGCCAUCACGUGCAUACAUUUGUAAUUACUACCUCUAGAGCAACUCAAUAUACACUUAUUCAGUAAACUAAGAAAUAUUCAUUUUAAAUGCUGAAAAUGAGCUGAUCUUAGAGUUUCUAGAGAAAGUUGCAACCAUAGCACACCAAUAGCUGUAAGUAGAAUUUAAUGGUCUUAUCAGAGCAGUAGUUAGAUUCUUCUGAAGUUCACACAGAUUCCUUCUCCAUCAUAAAAUCAGGAUCAGAGCUGGGCUAGAAACAUGGUAUGAAGAAGUAUGGCAUAAAAGUAUGCCACAUUGAUAUUCGGAUAUUUUCCUAAGCUCUCUGGUGAUAGGUUUAUUUUCCUAUAUGGCACCUAUAAGGCUGAAAUUAUGAUGCCUGCAUCCUUCGUUUUUUAAUACCAAGUUACACUGUUGAUUUAUGUACCCUGUGUUAUCUAAACUAUCUAAACAGAAAUCAUCUAGUGAUAUGGAAGUUACUCAGUUAUUGAGUGAUUUUUAAACAGACCAUGUCAAAAGUCCAAUGAUUAGAGAAUGUCUGCAAACGAGUCCCCAGCUGAGCAGCCACCAGCCUGGGACAGACAGACCGUUUGACAGAAGCUUGUUGUUUAUAGCUUGUUAUCAGGCUGUGCUGCUGCUCUUCUGCUAGAAAUCCUGACCAGCCAAUCAGGAUAGAAGAGAGCAGCACGGAUCGGGUGGGUUAUGAAGAGACGGAUGCAUUUGGACUGAGCUGAGUCACUGAAUUAAAGGACAGAUUAUACCAGAAGUUAGUCGUUCUUAAAGGAAAACUGCAAAGCAACCAAGUACCUUAAGUAAAUAAGUAAGAGAAAGAUUUAAUUUUGAUUUCCAUUUGCACUUUGCAUUCACUCUUUGACCAGAUGUAUUUGAUUACAAGUUGCAAUUCUUCAGAGCUUUAUUAUUAAUCUAUUAAUAUUUGGAUAACAGCAUUUUCAAUUUUAUAUUGAAAAAUAUUUCUCAUUGUAAAUUUCAUUGUGUUAUGUCACAUGACUUGACUUGUUCUACUUGUUGUAAAUUAGCCCCAGUAAGUCGUCCCCAGUCAUCUGAUCCUGAAUAGCCUCAUUCAUGACAUCAUCGCUCUGUCUCAUGCUCUUACUGGCAUUAACAACAUCUCAGGGCUUCACAUUUACGACCACAACCACCAUGAGCCACCACCACCACCAUCUUCCUCAUGGACUUAAAACCAUACAUACAGUGGUACAAUCAGGAAGGUGUAUGUUCUUCAAGGUUUAGCAGACAUACAGGAUCGUAAAUCUAAUAUAAUGAAAAUAACAUCAUUUCAUACAUAGUUUGAAACAUUUCCAUUCUAGCACAUGACAUCUAAAAUGAAAAAAAUCCCUCAGCUGCUCCUGGUCAGACUCUACUGUGUGUCCAAGCAGACCCCCUAGUUUUAAUUAUAAUCAAUAAAUUUGAAGGAGUGGGGGAAAUGUGUGCUAUAUUGUCACCUGCUGUUCCACUGUCUGAUUUCAACAUAUCUAACAUAAAUGUGCUAUAUAUUGUUAAUCUUGUAAGUAAAAUAGCGUGCCAAGACAUAGUAAAAUGCAAGAGAAAGGUACACGCUAACUUUGUUCAGAGAAAUGUUUGUUUUAUUUAUUUCUGUAUGCCUAUACUGUAGCGUCAACAUGAUUAUGUGAAGAAUCACCGUGCAGAAUUUCUGUAUAUAUAGACUCAUCACUAUGCUGUAUUGUAUGUGCACCACUGUGUUGUAGUAAAAAAGUUCAAUAAACUUGUAGAAAGAACUUUGUUGAUUGGAAUCAUUUGGGUCCAGAGGAAUGUUUGAAUAACAUGGAAGAAGUUU